Molecule: messenger RNA, 2153 nt
Organism: Sabethes cyaneus
Lineage: Eukaryota; Metazoa; Arthropoda; Insecta; Diptera; Culicidae
Gene: dgt1
Product: KAT8 regulatory NSL complex subunit 2
Exons: 3
Coding region: 29-1780 (583 amino acids)
Cellular component (GO): NSL complex
Source: RefSeq, a predicted model, not a curated record
CCACCAUGUCACGCUUUGACUCGUGAAAAUGAAAAACCAAAACAAUCUCAGCCCCAGGAAGAUGAACAAUUCUCGCGGGCAACAAAGGACUCGCCCAUAUCAACACACGACUAGAAAUAUUGGAGCAAACGCAGCAGUAGCUGGACGCAUUGCUGGCGGUAAUCAACGCAGCUCACCAUCUUUAAUAGCAGGACCCGCUGUUGAUCACGAAACGGCACUUCGCAAUCAAAUUCACAUGGAGAUCGAAAAAAAAUCUAAAGCUUGCUCAAAUCUCACCUAUGAGUGUACAUUGCCGCGCCUAGAACAGUACAAUUUUUGCAAGCGUCAUAUCUUGCAAGACUCCCGGGCUCCCUACAAGCAAUGCGCUUUUUUCUAUGCCCUCAAUGGUAAGCGGUGUCAAGAACCCGCUCCCAAAUAUGACAAUAAAAAAGAUUAUGGUACAAACUAUUGCUUCGAGCACAGUCGGUUGACACAGUUGACAAAAACAAAAUCCACCAUUGGAAAGCAUACACCGUUAGAAACCACGGAAACCUUAAUGCAUAAUUUGGCUCAUCAUGUGAAAGUUGACAAAGCUAAGCAGCAGCAGCAACAAUUGGCCAAUUGUUCCAGUCUUAAAAUCACAGUUCACGAGGACGAUGAAGAUGGCGACGUGGAUGUUGUCACGCCAUCGGUCGAUCCGUUCGUUGAUAUUGACGUGGCAGCAAUUAACGACUCGGCACGCGUCGUGUUAGACUACGCUUCGGAUAGCAAUUCGGAAGACGAGGCAACAAAUAUGGCAAAUACCUGGCGCGGAUUCGAGAUGGACAAUUCUGAUAAUGAGAGUGUUGAUUCGCAAACUGAAGACUUGUUGAAGCACGCUGGGAUCUACACCGCUGAGGAAGCCACUUUGAUUACCAAGGAAAAAUUGAUUCGAUUGCAGACUCUGUAUAUUGAUCAAUUCCAUCGACUUCAGCAUGUGCUAAAGGAAAAACGUCGACAAUAUUUACAAGAUCUGCGCAGUGAGAGAGAACAGUACUGUAGUAUUCAUAAUCAAAUCAAAGACACACCUAAGGAACGUCGAAUGUACGAGAAGUUGAAGGCUCUGAACCAUUAUCACACUAAGCAUGGAGUGGAAGCGAUUCUACAUCGCAAGUAUCGAGAAAAGCGCGCAAAAGCUACAGAAGGAUUACAGCAGAAGGUACCAAACUAUCCAAAAUGUGCAUUUACAGAAGGUGGUGUUAAAUGCGGGGAACGGACAUUACCAUGUUCCAAAUUUUGUCGGAAACAUAUUUUAGAAGACAAAAAGCAAAUACUAUUUAAAUCUUGCGGAGUCGAAAAAAGUGGAGUCAUUUGUCAGGAACCAUUAGCGAACAUUUUCGAAGACUCUACCUGCUAUUUGCAUGUAGAACUACCGGCUCAAAAAACAUUUACAAAGAAAAAGUUUGAAUCUGAAUCGGAGGGAGAGGAAGAUGCCCAGUCGGAUAUCAAAAAAGAACUACUGCUCGAACGGGGCGAGGAAUCGCCCUCUCAAUCCACUAGUACCACAACAGCCACUGCUGUGGAGCCUGCUGAGCAAGAAAUAUCGAGCGAGCCAGCUAUUGUGGAGCAUAACAUUACCAUAGUGCACGAUAGUGAACCUGACAACUUAGAAGAUUCGCUUCCAAUUUGCGUCAUCGCGAAACCGUUGCCAGUGAAAGAAAAGUUGGUUUCAAGUGCUGAUGAAAAAGACCCACAAGCGACGAAAAAAACUGAUGCAGACAAUGACGAAAAAACGUCUAAUCCAAGCUUUGCAGGAAAAUGAAAACAUCGAUUAUAUUGGUCUCAAUUCAAUUGAUUUUUUAUUGUUUCUUUGUUUGUAAUAGUUUCCCCAAAUACAAUAGCGACGAAACAGAAAAAUAACUGAAAAAUUGUAAACGUGUAAAACGAUAAAAAAAAGAAUAAGUUUCUAAUAUGCUUUCUCGUUGUAAAUUUUUGGAAUAAACUUUUCAGUUAAAUCUGAUCACGUUUGUUGCAUCACUAUCACCACACUCGACCCAUUUUUAUACUGCGGGAAAAUUUGAGCGUACAUUAUUCGUUAGAUGGGAGAUUUAAUCACAUUUCCGAGAAGCUAGAAUACUGAAUAGUUCUUCAUUUACUGUUGAAUGGUGCUGUUAAAUGUGUGUGCGUUUUGAGAA